Messenger RNA from Racocetra persica, 401 nucleotides. The record is from the annotation of a GenBank genome assembly. Lineage: Eukaryota; Fungi; Glomeromycota; Glomeromycetes; Diversisporales; Gigasporaceae.
AUGGCGGAAUUCCUUGACGUUCUUGCAAAACAGUGCGAUCACACGCGAAUUGCUGAAGAAAUUUUGAUAGAAAUAAGCAAUAAAGAGUUUGGAAGUCAAGAUUCAACAGUCCCGAAAUCUUUUUCAAGGUUCCUUGUUAAAUUAUCAGAGUUGGUUCCAAGAGUAGUUGUGAAACAGAUUGGAUUAUUGGUCAAACUUUUAGACUGCGAGUGUCACACAAUGCGGAUGGGAUUGAUAGAAGUUCUCGGCAAUCUUAUAAUCGAUUUUGCAAACCAAGAGGAUCAAGCUUUGAAUUACGUUUCACAAAUAAAUGGAUUUUUCGAUGCUUUGGAAGAGCGGUUCCUUGAUGUGAAUGGCUUUUGCCGUUCAAAAUUAUUACAAGUUUAUUUAAAGCUAUUAGA